Messenger RNA from Planococcus citri (citrus mealybug), 1220 nucleotides. RefSeq names its product chymotrypsin-like elastase family member 1. Gene Ontology annotation, molecular function: serine-type endopeptidase activity. The coding region runs from base 10 to 1035 and encodes 341 amino acids. NCBI's taxonomy places the organism in Eukaryota, Metazoa, Arthropoda, Insecta, Hemiptera, Pseudococcidae. The record is from RefSeq and is a predicted model, not a curated record. The transcript has 7 exons. Gene Ontology annotation, biological process: proteolysis.
UUGAAUAAAAUGUUCAGUUUUUUACGCGACACGAUGGCAAAUACACCGAUUGCUCUUUCACGUACGAUUAUAAGCUUGUGGAUUGGAAUACAAGUCUACAGGCCUCAGGUGACAUCGUUGAGUUCGUUGCGGAACAACUAUAUAAUGGCUUAUGAGAACAAAACAUGGGCAGAUAAUCAAAUAAAGAAAGCUCAAAAUAAAUGCAAAGAAUAUACACAAUACGCCUGCCAGUAUCAAACACCUGAUGUAGAAGAUUCCCAUAAGGAUCGGAUACAGAAUGGAGAAUAUGUUUCUGAAGGGAUGCUUCCUCAUAUGGCGUAUCUAAUAAUAAUUCUUGCAAGAGAUAUAGGGAAGGCUUGCUCUGGUACGUUGAUCAGCGAAAAAUUUGUGAUGACUGCUGCUCAUUGUACGUUUGGCAUCGUUUGUGCAGGGCAACAAAUUCACAUCAAACUGGGAAGUUUAAACAAAAAUAACGAUGAGACCGGCCGUUGGUAUGGUGUCGAUCACAUCUACGACCACCCGUAUUUCAAGGAUACAGAUAGGAGUAAAAAAGUCUGGCCUCACGAUAUUGCCCUAAUAGAGCUAUCCGAAACAGUGCAUUUUAGUCGAAACAUCAGACCGAUAUGUUUGAACACUAAUUACGAGAUCAACAUGUACAAUAGUGCUAUUGCUGCAGGAUGGGGUCUUACUGAGCAUGGAUGGACCAACUUUCUCAAAAUGGUUGAAUUACAAUUGAAGGAAUCGCACUGUGAUCGUAGUUACCAAGAAGAUUUUGAAUACUCCGACAUAGCCAAAUCAUACGCCAUUUGUGCCGCAGAGGACCAAAAAAACACUUGUGGAGGUGACUCCGGUGGACCUCUACAUGUUCUGAUGAAUGAUACAUGUCCAAACAUGUAUGAACAAAUUGGGGUAGCAGCGAAUUCAGUAGGAGAGUGUUCGUUAGAUUGUACUUACAGUUGGGCGAUAUUCACAAAAGUUUCACUUUAUAUUCCUUGGAUUGCUAGCAUUGUUUGGCCCGAAGAAGGCGGAACAUGAAAGUAUAACAACAUUAAGUACCUACUACCUAUCGCCGAAGAAUUUCAUCGAUCAAUAAAUUUUAUUAGAUGCAAAAUUGCAAAUGCAUCACUGUAAAGGAAGAGAACCAUUUCUUAAUUGAUGAAAUAUUAUUAAUUUUAGAUUGUCAAAUACACAACUAAAAUAUACUAUACACAUUCAAUAUA